Messenger RNA from Oryza sativa Japonica Group (Japanese rice), 5310 nucleotides. Lineage: Eukaryota; Viridiplantae; Streptophyta; Magnoliopsida; Poales; Poaceae. The record is from RefSeq and is a predicted model, not a curated record.
CACAAAGCACGACUAUGCACAAACAAACAGGUGGAGGAGGUGUAUGAACAAGCAGUCCAAGCAGUGCCUCACUCUAUUGAUCUUUGGGUCAGUUAUUGUGGAUUUGCUAUGUGCACAUAUGAAGAGCCUGCUCAUAUUAGAAGGUGAAAUCGAAAAAAAAAGAACAUGUGUAAUCUGUGCUUUGAAGCCAAACAUUUUCUUCUUUAGAUGUUGAAGUAAAAAAAUUUCUGAUGCACCUGAAUCUUCUCUAGUUCCUUUGAUCUCUAUGCAAACAAUUCUAAUGAUGAUGCAAUAGUAUCUAUGUUUUGUGAUUGAGAGAAGACAAGAGGAAGCAUUUUUCAAAUAAAGUUGUCAUGAUAAAACCCUUUUCUAAAUAGUUAAAACCCUUUUCUAAAUAGUUAAACUGAUGUAUUACCUGAACCAGCAAUAAUAGUUUUAUGUGUUAUUUAUCCAAGGUUCCAAGAUGUUUAAGAAAGGUUAAUGGCAGAAAUACUAUGUGUUUACUGAUUGGUUGGUAACUUGGUGCUAAGAAAAUAGGUCAGGAAUGUUUGCAUAUGCAUAUACUUCUAGCAUGAAACUUUUGGUUGGGUUGUUUUCGUUUGGUGCUGCUUGAUGAAGUGGCGAACUAGGCCUUCUAUCUCUUAAUCUCUGUGUGCUUGAAGGGAAAAUUUGUGCUUGAAGGGAAAAUUUGCACCAAAUGAACUAUCGACUUUUGUGGAUACACUAUUGAUUGUGAAACAUACCUGGUCAAGUUGACCCGGAAUAUACGGAAAUUGAUAUACAUGCCAUAAAAUGCAAUGUUGAAAUAGCCUGCAGUGAUUUUCAGAUUAUUCGAAAGGGCUUUAUCUCUUGUUGGGAAGGAUUAUUUGUGCUAUCACCUAUGGGACAAGUACAUAGAAUUUGAAAAAUCUCAAAAGCAGUUAAUUCAGCUUGCUACAAUUUAUAUUGACACCCUAAAAUUUCCUACAAAGAAGUUGCGUCGGUACUAUGAGAGCUUCAGAAAGUUGGUAACUUUGAUGGAACAUGAGGCUGCUGGUGCUGAAAGGUCAUCAGAAAACUUGCGUACUUUGGAAGUGAUAAAGGCUGAGGAUUCUGAAGUGGAUGCUUCAAUUAAGAUUUCUGCCUUACUUGAUGAACAUAGUGGGCACCUUAGGGCUGAUGCAGUCAAGCAGUACUUACUUUCUGGGGAAAGUCUCUACCAAAGGUCCAGUAAAAUCGAUAAAGAAAUCUCUUGCUUCGAGGCAUCCAUAAAGAGACCAUUUUUUCAUGUCAAGCCACUUGAUGAUGACCAGCUUGAAAACUGGCACCGGUAUCUUGACUUUGUUGAGAAGAAGGGCGAUUUUGACUGGGCUGUAAAACUUUAUGAGAGGUGUUUGAUUCCUUGUGCUAAUUAUUCUGAAUUUUGGAUCCGCUAUGCGGAAUUUGUGGAUGCUAAGGGUGGCCGAGAGAUUGCAAGCUAUGCUCUUGGUCGAGCGUCAUCAUAUUUUGUGAAGGGAGUCCCGACAUUCCACAUGUAUUAUGCGAUGUUUAAAGAGCAAAUUGGUGAUGCACAAGGUGCUCGUUCUCUUUUUAUUGAAGGAAGCAAUAAUCUCACUUCGAAUUUCUGUGCGAACAUUAAUAGGCUGGCAAACAUGGAGAAACGCAUGGGAAAUACUAAAGCAGCUUCUGAAAUAUAUGAGACUGCAAUUCAGGAUGCCAUGCAGAAGAACGUUAAAAUUCUUCCAGACUUGUACACAAAUUUUGCACAAUUCAAAUAUGCGGUAAAUCAUAACAUUAGUGAAGCUAAAGAAGUAUUUGUUGAGGGGAUAAAACAAGCACCCUGUAAAGCUUUGAUCAAGGGAUUCAUGCAGUUCAUGAGUACACAUGGAGGACCCACAGAAAUUCCUAUACUUGAUUCUGUUAUUUCUAAUGCUGUAGUUCCUGGAUCUGAUAUAUCAACAGUUUUAAGUCGUGAAGACCGUGAAGAUAUUUCAUUGCUAUUUUUGGAGUUUGUUGACCUUUACGGGGAUGUUAGAGAUCUCAGAAAGGCAUGGGCUCGGCACAGUAAACUAUUCCCUCACAACACAAGGCACAUGUUGCAGCAGUAUUGUAACAGUGAGAAUAGCCUGCAAGAGAAUAACAAGAGGAGAAGAACUGAAAAUUAUAUUGUUUCUCAAGAUGAUUCUCCAAAAGACGCAAUAACAUUGAAACAGUUGUCCAAAAGUGAUACUUCUCUGCUAGUUGAUAAAGUGGUUGGGUUGCAAGUGGACAAGAGCACUGUGGAUUCAGGAAUAGGACAUACAGUAGAAGAGCAGAACAUAUUAGGGAAUGUUGAUGUGCAUCAUGAGGUUGGUGAUACAGCUCAGGAAUGCAUUGACAUGACUGAUAGUCAACAUAACUUGGACAAAUCUGGAAUGCAAAACCAAGUGAGUGCACACGGUACUCAUGAGUCAUGCGAACAAAAUGAUCAGACAACAGAAUCUCAUCCAUCUGUAUGUGAGAAUGCUCCACAUGCAGAAUCAUUUACUUGUGAUUCUCCUUCCAAAUCUAAUUCUUUCUCCAAGAUAAGUGCUCUAGACAAAGCUAACACCAUUGAUGUAUCUGCUAGUGUUGAUCAAGGAGCAAUAUGCCCAAGAUCUGAUUCUCCAUCUGUGGCAAGCUUACCCAAGGAAGAAACUUCUCCUGAUCCAGUUCGAAUAUCUCCUGAGUUGGAGGAAAAGAAGCAUGAUAAAAUCCAGGGACAACUGGAAACAAAGGAUGAUAUGUCUCUCAGUAACGCAAAUAUAGAGAAGUCUAGUGAUAGUCCAGAUGCAACUCAACAUGAUAGGGAAGUAUCUGCACUCAGUCAAGAGCAUGUUCAAUCUGCACAGCCACAACAGCUGCCAGACUGUGCAAGACCAUCCAGCUCAGAAAUGGCAACUACACCAGCUACCACAUCUUCCCAAUUUUCACCUAGCACCGCAGUGACAUCUCAAGCUCAACUUCAGCACCAGAUUGUUAGUUCUCAAAUGCACCAAUCCGACAAGCUUUCUUUGGCUGAACAAAAUACGCAGCAGCAAGGGCUUGCUUAUGAAAUUCCUCAGAAUGUCCAGGCAUCCUCGCAGAGUCAAGCUCAAAUCUUUGCACAGCCUAACCAGGGAGACCAGCAAAGCCUCCAAACGAUGCAGGGGUAUGCAUCUCAGAUGUGGCAAUACUACCAGCAACAGAUGUACUACCUGCAGGCCCAGCACAAUCAGCAGUUGCAGAGCCUGCAACAGCAGCAGCUUCCAACUGAGCAUCUCCAGCAAAAUUUUAUGCAGCAGGUACAACAGCUGAACCAACAGAUGGUACUUUGGCAGCAACAAGUACAGCAGCAGCAGCAGCAGCAGCAGCAGCAGCAGCAACAACAGCAACAACUACAGCUACAACAGCAUGCACUGCCAGUUCAGCAACAGCCUGACCAAAAAUACAGUCAGUUACCUUCCUCGGGGGAUACUAGACAUGAACAAAAUAAACCGCAGAAACUUGAAUCUCAAAUGGAUCAUCAAAGCGAACUUGUGCAGCAGCAGCAAGUUUAUUUCCAGCAACAGCAGCAAAUGUAUCUUAUGCAGCAGCAGCAGAUGUAUCAACAGCAGCAACAGCUGCAGCAGCAGCUACUUCAACAGCAAUUAUUGCAGCAACAACAGUAUCUCUCGCAGAUGCCACAGCAGCAACAAAACAUGACACAGCAACAGCAGCUAUUUCAACAGCAACAGCAGCAACUAUUUCAGCAGCAACAGCAGCAAAUGGUAGUUUUGCAGCAGCAGCAGCAGCAACAGUUUAUCCAACAGCAGAUGCAGCAAUACCUUCAACAGCAAACAAACCAACAAGGGGCCAAUUCUCAGAGUUGUGAAUUAAAUCCUCAGGAACUGUUUUCUUUUCAGGAUGCAAGGAACAUGAAGAUGGAGCAUGGUCAACAAUCCGAAGCAUCACAGGGUGAUGGCUCUAAGUUACGGAGUGGCGAACAAUCUGAAUUAUCCUAUCCGUCCACCCCACAAUCUCAGCACUCAAAUCGCUAAUUCAUGUUGUAUUGCCCAUGUGCAUUGUUAGCAAAGGAUCCGUGAAAUUCCAAUUAAUGGUCUCGGUGCCAUUGGAUGCAUUUAUCCAUCAAAAUAUCUCAGGAAAGGGAUGUUCACGUGUUCCAUGGGAUGACACUGGAGCAGUACUGUCAGAACAGCGAUGCUCGCACCUCCAUGUAACAGAUCUGAAGUUCGGUGUUAUCUAUAAUGCAAUCAUGCUUUUUCUGUCAGCAAGUGACAUGGGCUGCGGCAAGCUAAUGUUCUUUAUCUGGCUACCUUGAUACGCUCGUCAACAAGGGACUUGGACUUUGGCAAGCUAUCUUGUGCUGAAUAGAGGGCGUCUUUGGUAUGCCGAAGAACUUGAUUACCGUCACCUGGUCAAGCAUUCAAAUGCGUAUCUUCAUUCACUGAAAAUCGUGAGUUCAAGCAGGGAUAUCUGAAAAGUUAUGCUGUAAUGUGAUGCCUUCUACCAGGUCAUCAGUAUGGAUAUAUAGUGUAUGUACGGUAUCGCAUCCACAAGAUUUGGAAAUAUCGCAGCAGCAGCAGUAUCUGCAACCAAGGUAAUACAAAAUGUAUACACCAACUGGAAAAUGUGCACUACUGCCCUUAACCUGAUGUUACGUAGUUAGAAGUUAGGGGGCCAACCUGUUGUGCCCCUGGCAUGCAAAGUUCCAUCCACGUCUGAACAUUGCAUCGUAUGAUAAUGCUAUUGGCGUUCCCCAGUGAUCUGAGAGAUUGAAAUCAGAUAUUUUUGUUGAGCCGGUAGUACUUUCAGCGUGGUCAUUUCAGCAUCGCACGAUUAUUAACAUAUCACUAUAUCAGAUGCUCCGUCUCAAUGUAUCGGGUGGUUUGUGCAGCAUUUCAGUUAAGUCAGUGUUGUAAAUGGUUAUCAGGUGACAAAGAUAAAAGGAGAUGAUCAUUGCAGUAAACAUAUGGCAUGCAGCAGGGGAGCAGUAGCUGGGAGCUGAUCAUUGCAGUAAACAUAUGGCAUGCAGCAGGGGAGCAGUAGCUGGGAGCUGUGUAUUUGCCGACGGAGAAAUUCACGUCGGCAUUGGUAGCACAAAUCUGAGUUAACAAUGUGUUUGGAAAGUGAAUCCCAAGUUGUGUGUUCUCAAUGAAAGCCUGAUUUAUGAACGAUACAGACAUGGCAUCCGUUUUUCAGGAUAGGUGUUUGGUCCCAGUGUUAUUUGCUUGGUUCUCAUGGCUAUUUUACUUUCGCUUAAGAACAUAAUAAUUGUAAACUGAAUUUCAAUUUGAAGAUCUGAACAGACCUAUUCUUGGUGCUUUGUUUUCA